Molecule: messenger RNA, 2975 nt
Organism: Condylura cristata (star-nosed mole)
Lineage: Eukaryota; Metazoa; Chordata; Mammalia; Eulipotyphla; Talpidae
Gene: SUSD4
Product: sushi domain containing 4
Exons: 9
Coding region: 165-1634 (489 amino acids)
Biological process (GO): negative regulation of complement activation, classical pathway; negative regulation of complement activation, alternative pathway
Source: RefSeq, a predicted model, not a curated record
CGCCGCCGCGAGGCUUCCGUCUCGCUUGUUCGCGCAGCGGCGGCAGCAGAGGUCGCGCACAGAUGCGGGUUAGGCUGGCGGGGGGAGGAGGCGGAGGAGGGAAGGAAGCUGCAUGCAUGAGACCCACAGACUCUAGCAAGCCGGAUGCCCUCUGUGGAUGAAAGAUGUAUCAUGGAAUGAACCCGAGCAAUGGAGAUGGAUUUUUAGAGCAGCAACAACAGCAGCAGCCUCAAUCCCCCCAGAGACUCUUGGCGGUGAUCCUGUGGUUUCAGCUGGCGCUGUGCUUUGGCCCUGCACAGCUCACGGGCGGGUUUGAUGACCUUCAGGUGUGUGCUGACCCAGGCGUGCCCGAGAAUGGCUUCAGGACACCCAGUGGAGGGGUUUUCUUUGAAAGCUCUAUCACCCGAUUUCACUGCCAAGACGGAUUCAAGCUGAAGGGUUCUACAAAGAGACUGUGCAUGAAACAUCUUAAUGGAAGCCUAGGCUGGAUCCCAAGUGAUAAUCCCAUCUGUGUGCAAGAAGAUUGCCGCAUCCCCCAAAUUGAAGAUGCUGAGAUUCACAACAAGACCUACCGACAUGGAGAUAAAUUAAUCAUCACUUGUCACGAAGGAUUCAAGAUCCGCUACCCUGACCUGUACAACAUGGUUUCAUUAUGUCAUGAGGACGGCACGUGGGACAACCUGCCCAUCUGUCAAGGCUGCCUAAGACCACUCACCUCUACUAAUGGCUACGUGAACAUCUCUGAGUUCCAGACCUCCUUCCCCGUGGGAACUGUGAUCUCGUACCACUGCUUUCCUGGAUUUAAGCUCGAGGGGUCCGAGUAUCUUGAGUGCUUGCACGACCUCAUCUGGUCGUCUAGCCCACCCCGGUGCCUUGCUCUGGAAGUUUGCCCGCUACCUCCAAUGGUGAGUCACGGCGAUUUCAUCUGCCACCCGCGGCCUUGUGAGCGGUACAACCAUGGAACCGUGGUGGAGUUUUACUGCGAUCCCGGCUACAGCCUCACCAGUGACUACAAGUACAUCACCUGCCAGUAUGGGGAGUGGUUUCCUUCCUAUCAAGUCUACUGCAUCAAGUCAGAGCAAACGUGGCCCAGCACCCACGAGACCCUCCUGACCACAUGGAAGAUCGUGGCCUUCACAGCGACCAGCGUGCUGCUGGUGCUGCUGCUCGUCAUCCUGGCCAGGAUGUUCCAGACCAAGUUCAAGGCCCACUUUCCCCCCAGGGGCCCUCCCCGGAGUUCCAGCAGUGACCCUGACUUCGUGGUGGUAGACGGUGUGCCCGUCAUGCUCCCAUCCUACGACGAGGCUGUGAGUGGUGGCUUGAGUGCCUUAGGCCCCGGGUACCUGGCCUCCAUGGGCCAGGGCUGCCCCUUGCCUGUAGAUGACCAGAGUCCCCCAGCCUACCCCGGCUCAGGGGAUACGGACACUGGCCCCGGGGAGUCAGAAACCUGUGACAGCGUCUCGGGCUCUUCCGAACUACUCCAGAGUCUCUAUUCACCCCCCAUGGGCCAAGGGGACCCCCUCCCGGCCUCCAGCAGCCCUGACACAAUUGCCAGCACAGCGGGAGAGGUGGCAUCCACCAGCCCAGGCAUCGACAUCGCAGACGAGAUUCCGCUAAUGGAAGAAGAUCCAUAACCAGGAAAAUCCCUGAUGACUCUAUUGCCCCUCUGGGGAUGGGGCCUUGGACCGUGGAGUGAGGCCACGAAAAGACAGAGGUUGGGAGAAUGAGGGACGUUUUCUGAUUUAUCUACAUCGGGACCCUGAUUCACAUCACACCUCUCGGUCUCAACGGUGAGGCUGACAGGCUGCAGUGGCAGUGCUUUUAAAUGAGACCUGAGGGUUUGCCGAGACCAAGCCGGAACAAGGGGACGAGAGGGAACCUGGUGUGUUCCCUGAAGAAGGUGUUAGCGUGUCUCAUGCUUUGGAACAUGGGACAGCUCCAUGCACAUCCUACUGAAUCCCACAUCCAUUGACUUAUGAGUGCCACCUGCCUCCUCUGAAAGCAUGUCACAUUAUGUAAAUUCGCUUCUAAAAUAAGCUUCAAACUGUCUCUGGACUCCAAAUUAGGAUGGAUCAGCCUCUGCACAGGUCUGCAGAGCAAGAGAGCGCCCCCUGCAGGCUCCCAAAGGGAAGGUUCUCGUGUGACUUGCACCCUCUCUGUCAACUGGGCGACUCUACUCAAAGCAAAUCUAAAGCAGAUGUGGUGGUUCUGGUGCAAAAGGAAGGGAAGACUCAGGCCAACUCUGCUUUCUGGGAAUUUCUUCAAGAAGCAGAGUUCAUGUACUCUGUGCUGUCCUUUGGUGAAAUGUUGUCAGUAUUUGUAUUUAUGGCCCAGCCCAUGGCUCCAUGGCACUGGAUAAAUCAUGUGGCUUUGCAAAUGGUCAGAAUGUUUUCAGAUUCACCUCAUGAUGGAGAAAGUAACCAAGGUAAUGUUUCGUUUCUGCAUUUUCUGCGUUUUCAAAAGAUUCUGUUUGGCAAUUUAUCAGAGUCAUGAGCCUCUCGCCAGUUAACUUUGUUGCUCUACACCCGCACUUUUACUUUCCAAAGCAGAAAUUGUUUCUGUGAGCACAUUCCUCCUCCAAAUAAAGGGUGAGGUUGGAGUGUUUCCCCUUCUAAUUUGUCCUGCAGUGUCCACAGGCGGGACUCAGUCCGAGUCAGCUCCGCCCUUCUGCUUUCAAGAAGGCUGCCCAUCUACCUGCCAGUUCUGCAUUCCUACUGGGCAGGGCUCUGGUGCCACCAGGAAGUGUGCCUAAGAAAACAAGUGAUUAAAGAAUCCCCUGAGUCCCGCAGUGUCUCUUCAAAUACAUGUCGAUCCAUGCUGUUGAUUCCUUUCCUCCUCUGGGUUUUAGACAAAUAUAAACAAAACUCUGAUCCGUAAAAUUGCUAUGCUGAUAGAGCAGUGGGAGCUGGAAGCUUGAUCAAAUCCUGUUUCUUCUUGACACAGACUGAUUAAAAAUUAAAAAGAAAAUGACAGUU